GUGCCUCCCUCCACAGGAGCGACAGUGACAACGAGGGAGACAACCCCGAGAAGAAGAAGCUGCAAGAGCAGCUGAUGGGGGCCGUGGUGAUGGAGAAGCCCAACGUGCGGUGGGGUGACGUGGCUGGCCUGGAGGGGGCCAAGGAGGCCCUGAAAGAAGCUGUCAUUCUGCCCAUCAAGUUUCCACACCUGUUCACAGGCAAGCGCACCCCGUGGCGAGGGAUCCUCCUUUUCGGCCCUCCUGGCACGGGGAAGUCCUACUUGGCCAAGGCCGUAGCGACCGAGGCUGGCAACUCCACCUUCUUCUCCAUCUCCUCCUCCGACCUGGUGUCCAAGUGGCUGGGGGAGAGCGAAAAGCUGGUGAAGAACCUGUUUGAGCUGGCCCGGCAGCAUAAGCCCUCCAUCAUCUUCAUAGACGAGGUGGACUCCUUGUGUGGCUCUCGCAAUGAGAACGAAAGCGAAGCCGCCCGCAGGAUCAAGACGGAAUUUCUAGUGCAGAUGCAGG
Gekko japonicus is the source of this 504-nucleotide messenger RNA. Its product is annotated as vacuolar protein sorting-associated protein 4A. The transcript is spliced from 4 exons. The annotation marks the transcript as partial. Gene Ontology annotation, molecular function: ATP binding; ATP hydrolysis activity. Gene Ontology annotation, biological process: vacuole organization; endosomal transport. The record is from RefSeq and is a predicted model, not a curated record. Lineage: Eukaryota; Metazoa; Chordata; Lepidosauria; Squamata; Gekkonidae.